This is a messenger RNA of Brenthis ino (lesser marbled fritillary), 1002 nucleotides long. NCBI's taxonomy places the organism in Eukaryota, Metazoa, Arthropoda, Insecta, Lepidoptera, Nymphalidae. The record is from the annotation of a GenBank genome assembly.
AUGCCGAAACGUACGGCUGAAGAAAAGAUUGAGAAAUACCAGAGAAAAAUUAGGAAGUUAAAUAAACGUGUUAGAAGAAUAGUGACGUCGUCAGAAUCGUCGGACGAAAGUAAAGAUGAACAUCCUCCAGUAGUGGAGUCAGUGGUAUCGGUUCCGGAAGAUUUACCGGAAAUAGAGAAUGAGGAAGCGAUGGAGCUACCUACCAACGACAUACAAGUAUCAAAUUUUCCUGAAUUAGAACCAGAAUUGCUUCAAGCACUAGGAGAGGACAAUAUAGAAGAACCCGAAUAUGGCGAAAGUAUUCAUGAUGAUUUGGCAAAGCGUUGGUUGCCUAUAAUUAAAAAAGGUUUGUCUAAAGAUAUUAAAGAAAAAUUGAACAAGGAAUACCUUGUCCCAGAAAAUUUUAAGCUUCUCAGGCCACCAACUUUAAAUACUGAGAUAAUUACAGCUUUAGCAGAGACGGUGAAAUCCCGGGAUAAGAAAUUAAAAACCAAUCAACAGCAGCUAGCUAUGGGCAUAACAGCUGCAAAUAAAGCUUUACACUUGUUGCUGUCAAACGGUGACAAAGCAGAGGCAGUAAAACACCUCAGUAACUGCUGUCGAAUUUUAUUAGACCUUCAUGCACUUGAAACAAAAUGGCGUAGAAUACUGGUUACGAUGUCACUAGACAAAUCGUUUCAACAAAUUGUUCAAGACUCGGAAAGAGAUGAUACAUUAUUUGGAAAUAAUCUAUCUGAGAAAAUCAGAAAUUCAAAAUGUUCUGAAAAACUAGGUUCACAAUUUAAGAAAACUCAACCACCUAAAUCUUUUCCUACUCAAACACACACCCGACCAGUAACAACCGGUCAGGGAAACUGCUUCAGACCUCGUCCCUCGACGAGCCGGGGAGGGGGACGAGGUGGCCAGAAGAGAACAGCUCCACCUCCACAGCGGCAACCACCAUCGUCAACGGCGAGGUCUUCGUACCAGAGCACGAGCAGGAGUCGUGCCCCAACGCGGCGA